This is a messenger RNA of Brassica napus (rape), 2506 nucleotides long. RefSeq names its product probable protein S-acyltransferase 3. The record is from RefSeq and is a predicted model, not a curated record. Gene Ontology annotation, cellular component: Golgi apparatus; endoplasmic reticulum. NCBI's taxonomy places the organism in Eukaryota, Viridiplantae, Streptophyta, Magnoliopsida, Brassicales, Brassicaceae. Gene Ontology annotation, molecular function: protein-cysteine S-palmitoyltransferase activity. The transcript has 5 exons. The coding region runs from base 1124 to 2326 and encodes 400 amino acids. Gene Ontology annotation, biological process: peptidyl-L-cysteine S-palmitoylation; protein targeting to membrane.
AUAAGAGUCGAUUCUUAGCCGAAAAACGUAAAAACACACACAAAAAAAAGUUAAAUCAUGAGUUAAGAACCCAAAAUUAAAAAUCCGGAUUAAUCAUGCUCUAAGUUUCUCUAAUCAAUCUAGCAAUUAAAAAAAAUUCCUCUCAAAUUUUUAUGUUUUUCUAAAAUUUUCCUGGUUUUCUAAAAUCUUCUGUUAUAUUUUUUUAAAGAGUUUUUGGGUUAUCUGAUUGAUAAUGGAAAUUUCUAAUGUGUGGAAUCAAAUAAGUAGAAUGUAACGUCAUAUUAUUGAUGUGAUUUCCCUCUCAAAUUUCCAAUUUUUCGUUGUAAAAAAAAUAAAAUUCCAUGUGUUUUCUAAAAUCUUAAAACCUGCUUGAGUGUUUGUAUAUUUGUCUGUUUGUUUGUAUGUCUACGUGUUUUCUUGUUUUUGGGUUUGCUUGGUUGCCUCUCUGAUUGUGUGCUUUUGUCAAAGCUUUUUUCAUUAUACUCAAACACAAAUCUCCUUUUAUUGUCUGAUGAUUUGUUUGAACGACUACAAGGGUCAUGGACUCAUAUGAUACUCCAACCUGCGAGAUGCUGUUAAGUUGGAUGAGGCGGUUUAAGUUGUGCGGCAAAUGGUGGAGCUGGUUGUAUUGAUGAUCUGGAAAGUGAUGAUUAAUUCAAGGGUCUCUUAAUUCAAUGUGUUUUAUUAGAAGAAAUAUCAAUAUGAGCUGGAUUUAAUAAUGUUCACAUAAAAAGAGCCAUCACAACAUAAUAAAAUAAAUUGUUCAUGUUCCUUUAUAUUUUAUUGUUUCAUCCUAAAUUUAUUUAUUUGUUUGUACUUCAAAAAAAUUCCGAAAAUCUUGGAAACUAUUAGAGGACUAAAAAAGUUGUUAGAGAGAGAGACCAAAACAAAACUGCAGAUGAUUGAUUUGCAAUGGAUUUUGAUUAUUGAGGAAAGAACAAGAAGAAAUAAAGAUUAAAAAAAGGCAGAAAAACUCAAAAACCAUAUUUCAUCCCUUUUAUUUGGUUAAUGCCAAAUAAAACAAACUCAUAAUUUAUGAAAACUUAAGUUAAAAUAUUAGAAUCUUGGAGAAACUAUUGUUUUUUUUCUUGAAGAUAGGCUUCAUGUGUGGGUUUUUGAGACAAUGCAGAGGGAGAGAAUGAACAAGAAGAAGAGUAGUCAGGUUCAUUGUAUUUCCUCUCAUGAUCAUAUUCUCAUGAUGGCUUCAACUUCAAAACACAUUCCUGAGAUCAGAUUGUACAAAGCCUGGAAGGGUAACAACAGAUUUUUCUGUGGUGGGAGACUAAUCUUUGGUCCUGAUGUUAACUCUCUCUUCCUAACCUCUUUCUUGAUUGGAGCCCCUGCCCUUACAUUCUGCAUAAGGAUGCUCGUGUGGAUUCAAAAAGACGAUCCUAUCUUCAACUACACCGUUCUGACUUCAGCAUUUAUCCUCACCCUCUUGGUGUUUACGUUUCUAUUCUUGACAUCAGCUAGAGAUCCAGGAAUCAUCCCAAGAAAUAAAACAUCAGUAAAUCUUGAAGAUGGCUCAAAUAGUUCCUUGACACAGUCUAUGGAAUGGGUCAACAACAAAACUCCUCAUCUCAAGAUUCCUAGAACAAAAGACGUUUUCGUUAACGGCUACACUAUCAAAGUCAAGUUCUGUGAGACUUGUUUGCUCUACCGUCCACCACGUGCAUCACACUGCUCCAUAUGUAACAACUGUGUCCAACGCUUUGAUCACCAUUGUCCAUGGGUUGGACAAUGCAUUGCCCAUAGAAACUACCCGGUCUUCAUCUGCUUCAUCUCAACGUCAACGUUGUUAUGCAUAUACAUCUUUGCGUUGUCAUGGAUCAAUCUAAUCCGACAGCCUGGGAGAUUGUGGAGUACAAUGUCUCAUGACAUAAUCUCUGUCAUUCUCAUCAUCUAUUCAUUCGUUUCUAUCUGGUUCGUUGGUGGCCUUACCAUUUUCCACGUCUAUCUUAUGUCUACAAAUCAGACAACUUAUGAGAAUUUUCGGUCCCGUUAUGAUAAGAAAGAAAACCCUUACAAGAGAGGGUUGCUGAAGAACGUUAAAGAAGUGUUGUUCGCCAAGAUCCCACCUUCUCAACUAGAUCUCAGAGCAAUGGUCCCAGAAGAAGAUGACGGAUCUGAGUAUGAGUCAGAGUAUAGCUCUUCCAUCAGAUAUGAUAAUGAAAAGGGAGGCAAACUCCCUAAAAGGGUGAGCCCGGAGAAGCUUAACUUAGAUAAUAUUGACAUUAGCAAUGAAUACAAGACAGCUAAAGAUGAUGCUUCUUCUGAGCUUGAUCCUUCUUUCUUCUCAUCUCAGCAUAGAAAUGACCCUCUUUAAUGUUGUAUCAUAUUUUAUCUAUAUUGUCAGGAAUAUUCUGAUGCAAGUACUCAAAGGAUUAGCUAGGUUUGAUUAGAGACCUAAAGUAAAAUUGUACAAAUGUGGCCCUUGAAGUUUUAUACUAUUUUACUUAUAUAACCAAUAUUUUUGUUAGGGUUAAAACAUAAAUUUUGAGAAAAA